This is a messenger RNA of Spea bombifrons (plains spadefoot toad), 4392 nucleotides long. RefSeq names its product trafficking kinesin protein 1 (gene TRAK1). The coding region runs from base 291 to 3200 and encodes 969 amino acids. Gene Ontology annotation, cellular component: dendrite. The transcript is spliced from 17 exons. Gene Ontology annotation, molecular function: GABA receptor binding. Gene Ontology annotation, biological process: neurogenesis; endosome to lysosome transport; anterograde axonal transport of mitochondrion. Lineage: Eukaryota; Metazoa; Chordata; Amphibia; Anura; Pelobatidae. The record is from RefSeq and is a predicted model, not a curated record.
GUAGAGACUCUGCCCAGUCUUCCAGCAAGCCUGUCGGAGAAUCUGGCUGUAUCUGAAAGGGCAGCCAUUUUUAGUUAGGGUGAAAUAGUGGAUGAGCAGGACCCUCUGUCAGUGACCCAGCUUUGUUCUAGCUAUGUUUAGUCAGUAGAUUCAUAGGUCCAUGUGACAGCCAAACUCUGCACUGGCAGCAGUGUCUGCAUGUGUCGCUUCUGGGUAGCUGGUAUUACAGACAAAUGGAAAAUGUGACCGUCUAACAGCCAGGAGGUCAAGGAAAUCUUCCCUCACACAAAAUGAAUGUGUGCAACAGUACUGACCUUCCGGAAGUUGAAAUCAUCAGCCUGCUGGAGGAACAGCUGCCCCAUUACAAGCUAAGAGCGGAUACCAUCUACGGGUAUGACCACGACGACUGGCUCCAAACGCCACUUAUUUCUCCUGAUGCCAACAUUGACCUGACUACAGAGCAAAUUGAAGAGACCCUCAAAUAUUUCUUGUUAUGUGCUGAAAGAGUGGGCCAGAUGACUAAAACAUACAAUGAUAUAGAUGCUGUUACACGUCUGCUUGAGGAGAAAGAACGGGAUCUUGAAUUGGCGGCACGGAUUGGCCAGUCUUUGUUGAAGAAGAAUAAAACCCUUACAGAAAGGAAUGAGUACCUUGAAGAACAAGUAGAACAUAUCAGGGAGGAGGUUUCACAGUUGCGUCAUGAACUGUCCAUGAAAGAUGAGCUGCUUCAGUUUUAUACCAGCACAGCUGAAGAAAGUGAGCCCGAGUCCAUAUGCUCCACUCCAAGCUUGCUGUCAGAGGCCUCGUGUGUCACCCCGUGUUUUGAUGAAAGUCUGAAGAGAAAUGAAUCUUCUUCAUCCGUCCAAAACUAUUUCCACUUUGAUUCACUCCAGAAGAAACUGAAAGACCUUGAAGAUGAGAAUAUAGUUCUCCGGUCGGAGGCAUGCCACUUGGAAACUGAGACAAUCACUUAUGAAGAGAAGGAACAGCAGCUUGUGAAUGACUGCGUGAAAGAGCUAAGGGAUGCAAAUAUCCAAAUUGGUAACAUAUCUGAGGAAUUAGCUAAGAAAACUGAAGAUGCUGCUCGACAACAAGAAGAGAUAACGCACCUUUUGUCGCAGAUAGUUGACAUUCAGAAGAAAGCAAAAGCAUAUACGGUUGAAAAUGAAGAACUUGUGCAACAUUUGGCUGCAGCUAAAGAUGCCCAGCGACAGCUCACGGCAGAGCUACGGGAGUUGGAGGACAAAUACGCAGAGUGCAUGGAGAUGCUUCACGAGGCGCAGGAAGAGCUGAAGAACCUGAGAAACAAAACCAUGCCCAAUGUCAUCUCCCGACGGUACCACACACUGGGUGUAUUCCCUAUGGAUUCGUUAGCUGCUGAAAUAGAGGGAUCCAUGAGGAAAGAGCUGCAAAUGGAUGAUCCUGACUCCCCUGAAAUGAAUGGCAAUCUGAACAAGCGGGUGUUUGAGACCGUGCGGAGUGUGAACCAGGUGGUCAAGCAGAGAUCAUUGGCUCCAUCACCAAUGAACAUCCCUGGAUCUAACCAGUCAUCUGCAAUGAACUCUCUGAUGUCAAGUUGUGUCAGCACUCCACGUUCCAGUCUGUAUGGUGGAGACAUCUCCAACAUUGUUAUUGAUAACAAAACCAACAGCAUUAUCUUGGAAACAGAAUCUGACUGCAUAGAUGGAGAUAAAAACAAGAAGCCUGGCACACCAGGUACCCCUGGUUCCAACGACCUAGAGACGGCUCUGCGACGCCUCUCUCUUCGCCGCGAGAACUUCAUCCUGGAGCGAAAGUUCUUUGAAGAUGAUCAGGAGAGGAAGCUACGUAGCUUGGCUGAGAAGGGAGAGAUCCACAGUGGUUCUGUAACCCCGACAGAUAGCAUCAUGUCCUUGGGAACCCACUCUCGGAUAUCAGAGCUCACGGGAAUCUCGGGAAUGUCCUAUGGAAGCCGCUCCUACUUGCCAGAGAAACUGCAGAUUGUGAAGCCCCUAGAAGGUUCUGCCACACUGCAUCACUGGCAGCAGCUGGCCCAGCCCCACCUGGGAGGUAUUCUGGAUCCAAGACCUGGAGUGGUCACCAAAGGCUUCCGUACGCUAGAUCUCGACCAUGAGGAUGUGUACUGCUUUGCCGACUAUGAAGAAGAUGAGACAGGUGACAUUCCUUUCAAGAAUUUAACUACCUCGACUCCCGUCCAGUACUCAGAGACCUCAGGUGAGAGGUCACAAGCACAAGUGACUGUGUCAGACAGCAAGAAUUGUCCAAGCCAUUCUCAGGCUGCGCCCGAGGAUUUGCAAGAGCCAGCGACAGACGAUGAUGUGCACCACCCUGGAAAGUGCAUGUCUCAGACGAACUCAACAUACACCUUUACCACCUGUCGUAUUCUGCACCCGUCUGAUGAACUCACACGAGUCACUCCAAGCCUUAAUUCAGCGCCCACUCCAGCUUGCAGCAGCUUUAGCAAUCUUAAAUCAACUCCAGCUAGCACCCCUUGCACACCUCGGCGCCUGAGCUUGGCUGAAUCGUUCACCAAUCUCAGGGAGUCAACAACCACUAUGAGCACAUCUUUAGGGCUGGUGAGGCUACUGAAAGAACAGGGAAUUUCUGCCGCUGUGUAUAACCCUCAGAGCUGGGACAGGGCUUAUGUCAGUUCGCUUCCAAAAAUGACUGUUAUACCUUCCACCCCUCCAAACUCACCUAUGCAGACACCCAGCUCUUCCCCUCCCUCAUUGGACUUUAAAUGCACCAGCCCACCUUAUGAUAAUUUCCUUGCUUCCAAACCUGCCAGCUCCAUCCUAAAAGAGGUGCGAGAAAAGAAGAGCAUACGAAGUAGUGAAAGCCAAACAGAUGUCUCUGUAUCCAACCUUAACCUAGUGGACAAAGUGAAGAAGUUUGGGAUUGCCAAAGUCUCAGGACCAGCACAAAUGUCUGCUCUUCGUGAAAGUCAUAGGCCUCUUAUUUGUGGUGCACAGGGACCAAUGAGGGCCUAUGUCUCUGGUGGGUUGAUACAGGAAGGUCUACCUUUGAGCUAUCCUUCUGUGACAAGUGCCAUAGGUGGCCUUCAGCUAAACUCUGGCAUCCGUAGGAAUCGCAGCUUCCCAACCAUGGUAGGGUCCAGCAUGCAAAUGAAAGGACCAUCUGCCAUGACAUCAGACAUUCUUAUGGGAGCCAAGUUGCCUAAACAAACUAGCUUGCGUUGAAGAAUCUCCUGAAAACGUAACUAUUUUUCACACUGGACACAACAUUGGCCUCACGCUUUCUUGGGCUCAGACUUGAGUUAAAGCCCCAAUCCUCUACUUUUUUUCCUUUUUCUUUAUAAUGACAAAUCAACAUUGUGCCUAGAUGAGAAAUAAAAAAAUAUAUUCUAUAUAUAAAUAUGUAAAUAAGUAUUAUAUUGUGUCUAAAACAAGUGACUUAAUACAGUCAUUACCGUUGUACUAUUGUAGAUAAUUAACUUCUAAUAAUGUACAUUAAAUGAAAAUAAUUGUGGUGGGAAAAGGGGUUCUGAAUGCACUGAACAUGAAAUAGAUCUCUGGGGGAUCAAGAGAAACGAGCUGCAAAACGGAAAAUUUGACCAAUGGUCUAGACAUUUCAAUGAAUAUUUCUGAAAACGUCUUAGCAGGUCUUUACCAUUAUUACUUCUCUCAUAGUAAAGCGAGUACUGCAGAUAUUAAAAGCAGCAUGCAAUACGGUUAGAGGAGACACAAAACUAUUUCAGUUAUAGAACAUUUUCCGACAGAGAUAACGUGAUUGUCCUUCACCACCUUUAGUGUAAUAGACUUAUUUGCUGUCUUACGCUGGCUCUGCACAAUCCUCAGUUAUGUGUUAAAGGUGCAACUCAUUUUAUUUUCUUCAAUGUUUCACUAGGAACACUGGGAGUUCUUUAAAAACGUUUCCUGGGAUUUAAAGGUCACUGUAAAAUUAAAAAAAUAUCAUCCGCCUUGCUGGCAAAAAGCUUGUUUAUGCCAUAUUAUUAAAUAACUUGUAUUAUGGAACACUGCAAAACUAUUUCAUGUCAUUGAUAAAGGAGGAACCUAGUGUUUUUUUUAUAAUGUAAAAAAAAGAUGAACACUGAGACUUUAGUUUAUUUAAAUUAUCUUUAAAAGGGCACUAGUGUUUUGUUUUUUAAUUAGACACCACUAAAGUUUUAUGGUAUUUUAUUUCUGUAGGAGAAAUGUGUGUGUAAGAAUAACUGAAUGAGCGUGUCUAUACAUAUCAGCCAAAUAAUAAACGUUAAGACAAUAUCUAUCCAUUCACUGAACUUCAGUUUUGGUCCUUUACGAGGCAACUUGUUUUGUUUUUGUGCUUUAAUGUUGUGCGUGUAAAUUCUUUCUCUUGAGAUGAAGAACAAAGCUGUAAAUAGACUUCUAAAUAAAGGGACUUUUCGUUUUA